Elgaria multicarinata webbii is the source of this 2185-nucleotide messenger RNA. Its product is annotated as keratin, type II cytoskeletal 6C-like. The transcript is spliced from 9 exons. Gene Ontology annotation, cellular component: keratin filament. The record is from RefSeq and is a predicted model, not a curated record. Bases 152 to 2005 code for a protein of 617 amino acids. Gene Ontology annotation, molecular function: structural constituent of skin epidermis. NCBI's taxonomy places the organism in Eukaryota, Metazoa, Chordata, Lepidosauria, Squamata, Anguidae. Gene Ontology annotation, biological process: keratinization; intermediate filament organization.
CCAUGCAACCAAGCCCAGUACUUCAAACACAUAUAAGGAGAAGUCUCCCACUCCCACAUCACAGGGGGCUCUCGGUCUCCUCCAGUCUCUUCUCUGAUCUUCCUUCUUCAUCACCUUGCCAUCCUAACUCCACUCUUCCCAAGGAGCCACCAUGAGCCGGCAAUUCAGUUCCAGAUCAUUUUCAACAGGUGGAAGAAGGGGCUACUCUGUUUCUGGCAGUGGCUUCCGAGUGGGCAGCAGCUCAACUUCCAUCGUCCCAGUGGGAGCUUUCUCUAGUGGCUUUGGCAGCAGAAGUCUCUACAGCUAUGGUGGAAGCAAGCGGAUAUCCAUGGGAGUAGCUUCUGGUGGUGGAGGAGGUCACUUUGGUUAUGGUGGAAGAAGUUUGGGUGGUGGUCUAGGAUACAGCAGUGUUAGUGGGGGUUAUGGAGGUAUUGGUGGUGGUGUAGGCUUUGGCGGUGGUCCUGGCUUUGGCAGUGGCCCUGGCUUUGGCGGUGGUGUUGCCCUGGGCAGUCAUCUUGGAGGCUUUGGUGGUGGUGGAUAUGCCCUUUCAGGCCCAGGUCCCUGUCCAGCACCAGGGCGAAUACAUAAUGUUAUUGUCAACAAGACUCUACUGGCUCCUCUGCAUGUGGAAGUUGAUCCUGAGAUCCAGAGAGUUCGAGUGCAAGAGAGGGAACAGAUCAAAACUCUCAACAACAAAUUUGCCUCUUUCAUCGACAAGGUGCGAUUUCUUGAGCAACAGAACAAAGUGCUGGAGACCAAGUGGGACUUGCUGUACCAGCAGGGCACUCCAGCUCUGAGAGACAACCUGGAGCCCCUUUAUGAGUCUUACAUUGACAAUCUCCGGAGGCAGCUCGAGAGCCUUGUCAACGACAAAAACCACCUGGACAUUGAACUGAAGAACACACAAGAGCUUGUGGAGGACUUCAAGAACAAAUAUGAGGAUGAAAUUAACAAACGUACAGCUUGUGAAAAUGACUUUGUGGUGCUCAAAAAGGAUGUGGAUGGCUCCUAUAUGCACAAGAUAGACCUGGGAUCCAAGGCUGAUUCCUUGACUCAGCACAUUCAGUUCUUAAGAGCGCUCUUUGACUCAGAACUAGCUCAGGUGCAAUCGCAGGUUAAAGACACCAGUGUCAUCUUACAAAUGGACAACAACAGAGACCUGAACCUGGACAGCAUCAUUGCUGAAGUCAGAAGUCAAUAUGAAGAUAUUGCCAAUAGGAGCAGGGCUGAGGCAGAGGCAUGGUACCAAAAUAAGUUCGAGGAACUGCAGACGACAGCUCACAGGCACGGCGACGACUUGAAAUCCUCAAAAGAUGAGAUUGCAGAGAUGAGCCGGAUUGUCCAAAGACUUCGCUCUGAGAUUGAAAUAAUGAAGAAAGCAAUCAACAGCCUGCAAUCUUCCAUCGCAGAAUGUGAGCAACGCGGGGAGAUGGCCCUCAAAGAUGCACGGAACAAACUACUUGACCUGCAGACUGCCCUCACAACCGCAAAGGAUGAGCUGGCUCGUUUACUGCGAGACUACCAGGAACUAAUGAAUGUGAAGCUGGCCCUGGACGUGGAGAUCGCCACCUACAAGACACUGCUAGAGGGAGAGGAGUGUAGAAUGUCAGGAGAUUUCCCGACUCCUGUCAACAUCUCUGUGGUCAGCAGUUCCAGCACCAUCAGUGGUGGUGGUGGAGGAGGAGGAGCAGGAUAUGGCGUCGGAGGGGGAAGUGGAUACGGUGUCGGAGGAGGAAGUGGAUAUGGCGUUGGAGGAGGAAGUGGAUAUGGCGUUGGAGGAGGAAGUGGAUAUGGCAUCGGAGGAGGAAGUGGAUAUGGCGUCGGAGGAGGAGGUGGUGGACACAGCCAUGUCAGUUUUGGAGGAGGAAGAGCGAGCCGAUUUAGUAGUGGAGGCAGCCUAGGUGGUUCUGGAAGUCUCACUGGUGGUGGAUAUAGUUAUGGAGGGGGCAACUCAAGUGUGAAGAUUGUAUCAUCUACAAGCUCAAGCAAGAGAAUAAGCAGCUAAGGUUUUUUUUUUAAAAAAAGCAUUCAACAUUCCCUGCUUCAGGAAACAAAAGAUUCUCCCCCAAUUACCCACCCACCCCUAUACACACACUUACUGGUAACUAUCCCCAAAAGCAAUAUACUUCCUCAACACUGAAACAGGGGGGGAAAGGGACAAAUAUUCCAUUAUUGCGUAAGUUCA